This is a messenger RNA of Guillardia theta CCMP2712, 695 nucleotides long. RefSeq lists its product as hypothetical. Lineage: Eukaryota; Cryptophyceae; Pyrenomonadales; Geminigeraceae. The transcript has 8 exons. The annotation marks the transcript as partial. The record is from RefSeq and is a predicted model, not a curated record.
AGCAUCGUCACCAACCACGAUCGAUGAGCGGAUGAUCUUCGUGCAAGAUGGAUGCACUUGAUAUUGAGGUGCUUCCUCCUCCAAGCUGGCUCGAUCCUUGGAGGUCUGCAGCCUUGCUCUGACAGCACAUGCUUCGCUCAUUCGGAUUCAAGGAGGGCAGGAGGUUUGUGGCGGCUCAGAAUAUGCUGCAACGGUCUUGUCCUGCAAACUUUACGUCUCUCGCAAAUCGAGCGCCUGGGGCUGAGGCGAUAUGAGCUCGUUUGGCACCAUGCUCUGCUGGCAUCAACUCUGAGGACUGAAGUUCAAGGAGUUGCGCUGGCCGAUCUCUUGAAGACGCUCGAGCCUGCUGACAGCUGGCGGUUCAUGUAUCAGUUGUCUGGCAACGGCUACACGACUGUGACAGAUAGGGAGGACAUGCAGGACGCUUUCAUCGCCGUUCGAGACAUCAAGGGAAACCUGCUGGAUCGAGACAUGGGGGGCGUGAGGAUAGUUUUUCCUGGCCUCUACAGCUGGAAAAGCGCGAAGUUUGUGACAGAGAUCUCGUUGGAUGACUGCUAUAGACCAGGGUUAUGGGAGGGGCUGGGGUUUCAUAGAAGAGGAAGAUGGGCAUGCGAACAGGAAAUCUUUCAGGGCGGGCGAGCUUCCCCGUGGCAGUUUCUCUUGGCUGCCAUGAGGAGCUGCUUCACUCUCUUCGG